This is a messenger RNA of Gossypium raimondii (Peruvian cotton), 1476 nucleotides long. Its product is annotated as plasmodesmata-located protein 2. The coding region runs from base 264 to 1169 and encodes 301 amino acids. The record is from RefSeq and is a predicted model, not a curated record. Gene Ontology annotation, biological process: transport of virus in multicellular host; plasmodesmata-mediated intercellular transport. The transcript has 3 exons. Gene Ontology annotation, cellular component: plasmodesma. NCBI's taxonomy places the organism in Eukaryota, Viridiplantae, Streptophyta, Magnoliopsida, Malvales, Malvaceae.
AUUUCUCUAUUUUAUCAUUUUCUUUGGUGCACUGUUAUCUCUCUCGUCUCGUUAAUAGCAAAAGAUAAACCUUCGCCUCUCCCUCUCUCAUUUUAUUUGCACGGCUCCAGAGGUAGGCCAUUGAGAGAAAAGUAAAGGUCGAAAACUCUCAAAACCCCUAUCCCAAACGGUGAAUCUGGGAAAACCCACUCAGCUCAUUUAGAUCCCUAUCAAAUCUGCAAAAAACAUACCAUGAUUUGAUCCCAAAACCCCACCCCAAACAAAUGGGUUUUGGUUUUUUUUCAAAACCCUUCUUCCUUUUCCUCUCAUUUCUUGUUUUCUUUACCAAUCUUGAACUUUACCCUCUUGUUGAAUCAGCCCCUGAUUACACAACUUUGGUCUACAAAGGUUGUGCUAAGCAGUCUUUCACAGAUCCAGCUGGGAUAUACUCCCAGGCCUUGUCUGCCUUGUUUCAGACCUUGCUUUCACAGUCCAUGAAGGUAAAGUUUUACAAGACAACAACGGGUACUGGCCAAACCACAAUCACUGGUCUUUUUCAAUGUAGGGGAGAUCUCAGUAACAGUGAUUGUUACAGCUGUGCCAGCAGGCUUCCAACUUUAGCCGACAAACUUUGUGGCAAAACUUUAGCUGCAAGAAUCCAACUUUAUGGUUGCUACAUGUUGUAUGAAGUUGCUGGGUUUGCUCAAAUCUCUGGCAUGGAGAUGUUGUUCAAGACUUGUGGUGCUACAAAUGUUGCCGGGACUGGGUUUGAAGAGAGGAGGGACACUGCCUUUUCAGUGUUGGAAAGUGGGGUGGUUAGCAACCAUGGUUUUUACACCACAAAUUACCAAUCUGUUUAUCUUUUGGGGCAAUGUGAAGGAGAUGUGGGGGAUUCAGAUUGUGGUGAGUGCGUAAAGAGUGCUGUUCAAAGAGCUCAAGUUGAGUGUGGGAGUUCCAUCUCAGGUCAAAUCUAUCUUCACAAAUGCUUUAUCAGUUACAACUAUUAUCCUAAUGGGGUCCCAAGAAGAUCAUCUUCUUCUUCAUAUCCACAUCCUUCUUCAUCUUCAUCAGGGCAAAAUACAGGGAAGACAGUGGCUAUAAUAUUAGGAGGGGCAGCAAGUGUUGGAUUCCUAGUCAUUUUGUUGAUGUUUGCAAGGGGUGUGAUGAAGAAAAAACAUGACGAUUACUGAAGGGUUCAGAGCUCAUUUAGAGGUGGGAUUCUUUCUAGUUGAAAAUUUCUUUCCUUGUUUAUCAUUUUGAAAUGGGUUUUUGACUUUUUGUUGUUGAAUGUAAUUUGGUGAAGAAAAAACCAGGCAUAUAUAUAUAUUUGAGGGUCUCACCAAUUAUAUCUAGCAGCAGUUCAAAUUUAAUUCUAGUGUAUGCAAAUUUUCUUUUUCUCCUUGAAAAUGUAAACAUGAAAUUUUUUUUCACAAAAUGUGAAAAAAGAGGUUAUAUAAUAUUAUAAGCGACUAUAAAAGAACUAUUGUUUUUUUUUUC